GGGAAGCCAGCUAGUGAGUGGCGGCGGCGGCGGCGGCAGCGGCGGUGGCAGUUCUUGGCGAGGGCGACGGCUCCGAGGCCGAGUGGCAGUCCGGCGGGGACCUCGGUGCCCUCCACCGCCUGAUCCUCUUGCCUUUGUACUUUUCCCACAUUUGAAGAUGGUGAAGCUGGAUAUUCAUACUCUGGCCCAUCACCUUAAGCAGGAACGCUUGUAUGUAAACUCUGAGAAACAGCUCAUUCAGAGGCUCAAUGCAGAUGUGCUUAAGACAGCUGAGAAGUUGUAUCGUACAGCAUGGAUUGCUAAGCAACAGAGAAUUAAUUUGGAUCGGCUUAUCAUAACCAGUGCUGAAGCUUCUCCUGCUGAAUGUUGCCAACAUGCCAAGAUUUUGGAAGAUACACAGUUUGUUGAUGGAUAUAAGCAUUUGGGGUUUCAGGAGACUGCUUAUGGAGAAUUCUUGAGUCGAUUAAGGGAAAAUCCUCGUCUUAUUGCCUCCUCUUUGGUUGCUGGAGAGAAACUUAAUCAGGAGAACACACAAAGUGUUAUUUACACAGUUUUUACCUCCCUCUAUGGCAACUGCAUUAUGCAAGAAGAUGAAAGCUACCUCCUUCAGGUUUUGAGAUACUUGAUUGAAUUUGAACUUAAAGAAAGUGACAACCCCAGGCGACUUUUGAGGAGAGGAACUUGUGCCUUCAGCAUCUUAUUCAAACUUUUUUCUGAAGGACUGUUUUCUGCCAAACUUUUCCUCACAGCUACUUUACAUGAGCCAAUCAUGCAACUGCUUGUUGAAGAUGAAGAUCACCUGGAAACAGAUCCAAACAAGCUAAUUGAGAGGUUCUCCCCAUCUCAGCAGGAAAAACUCUUCGGGGAGAAAGGCUCAGAUAGAUUCAGGCAAAAGGUCCAAGAGAUGGUGGAUUCCAACGAGGCCAAACUGGUGGCCUUGGUGAACAAAUUCAUUGGUUAUCUCAAACAGAACACGUACUGCUUCCCACACAGUUUGAGGUGGAUUGUGUCACAGAUGUACAAAACCCUCUCCUGUGUAGACAGACUGGAAGUUGGGGAGGUCAGGGCAAUGUGUACUGAUCUCCUAUUGGCUUGCUUCAUUUGUCCCGCAGUUGUCAAUCCAGAACAGUAUGGAAUAAUUUCUGAUGCUCCUAUUAAUGAGGUGGCAAGAUUUAAUCUGAUGCAGGUCGGCCGCCUCUUACAGCAGUUAGCAAUGACUGGGUCUGAAGAGGGAGAUCCCCGGACAAAGAGCAGCCUUGGAAAAUUUGACAAAAGCUGUGUUGCCGCUUUCCUUGAUGUUGUGAUUGGGGGCCGUGCAGUGGAGACGCCGCCAAUGUCCUCCGUUAAUCUUCUGGAAGGGUUGAGCAGAACUGUGGUUUAUAUCACCUACAGUCAGCUUAUUACUCUGGUGAAUUUUAUGAAGAGUGUGAUGUCUGGAGAUCAACUGAGAGAAGAUAGAAUGGCUCUUGACAAUUUAUUGGCAAACCUCCCGCAGGCAAAGCCAGGCAAAAGCAGCAGUUUGGAGAUGACUCCCUACAAUACUCCUCAGCUGUCUCCAGCAACCACUCCAGCAAAUAAAAAGAACCGAUUGCCGAUAGCAACUCGGAGCAGAAAUCGCACCAAUGUGCUAAUGGACUUACAUAUGGACCAUGAAGGAUCGUCUCAAGAAACCAUCCAGGAGGUACAGCCAGAAGAGGUGUUGGUCAUUUCCUUAGGGACGGGUCCCCAGCUAACUCCAGGGAUGAUGUCAGAAAAUGAGGUCCUAAACAUGCAACUUUCGGAUGGAGGACAAGGAGAUGUCCCUGUUGAUGAAAACAAACUCCACGGUAAACCUGAUAAAACCUUGCGCUUUUCCCUCUGCAGUGAUAAUCUGGAAGGAAUAUCUGAAGGUCCUUCAAAUCGCUCUAAUUCAGUAUCCUCUCUAGACCUGGAAGGAGAGUCUGUAUCAGAACUUGGAGCGGGACCUUCUGGGAGUAAUGGAGUUGAAGCUCUACAACUCUUAGAGCAUGAGCAAGCUACAACACAAGAUAAUCUCGACGAUAAGCUAAGGAAGUUUGAAAUUCGUGACAUGAUGGGACUGACAGAUGAUAGGGACAUAUCAGAAACAGUGAGUGAGACCUGGAGUACAGAUGUCUUGGGAAGUGACUUUGACCCCAACAUUGAUGAAGAUCGCUUGCAGGAAAUUGCGGGUGCAGCAGCAGAGAACAUGUUAGGCAGUUUACUGUGCCUGCCAGGUUCAGGGUCAGUACUGCUUGACCCCUGCACUGGUUCUACCAUAUCAGAGACGACAAGCGAAGCUUGGAGUGUAGAGGUAUUGCCAAGUGACUCAGAGGCCCCAGAUCUAAAGCAGGAGGAGCGCCUGCAGGAACUGGAGAGCUGUUCUGGACUGGGUAGCACAUCUGAUGAUACGGAUGUCAGGGAGGUCAGUUCCCGCCCCAGCACUCCAGGCCUCAGUGUUGUGUCGGGCAUAAGUGCAACCUCUGAGGAUAUUCCUAAUAAGAUUGAAGACCUGAGAUCUGAGUGCAGCUCUGAUUUUGGAGGUAAAGAUUCUGUCACUAGUCCAGACAUGGAUGAAAUAACUCAUGGUGCCCACCAGCUGACCUCUCCUCCUUCGCAGUCUGAGUCUCUGCUUGCCAUGUUUGAUCCACUGUCUUCACAUGAAGGGGCCUCUGCUGUGGUAAGGCCAAAGGUUCACUAUGCCAGGCCAUCGCAUCCACCACCAGAUCCCCCAAUCCUGGAAGGAGCUGUGGGAGGACAUGAGGCCAGGUUGCCGAACUUUGGUUCCCAUGUUUUAACUCCGGCUGAAAUGGAGGCCUUCAGGCAAAGGCAUUCUUACCCUGAGAGAUUAGUUCGCAGCAGGAGCUCUGAUAUAGUGUCUUCUGUCCGGCGACCCAUGAGUGACCCCAGCUGGAAUCGACGUCCAGGGAAUGAAGAGCGAGAACUCCCUCCAGCCGCAGCCAUUGGUGCUACUUCUUUGAUGGCUGCACCUCAUUCAUCAUCUUCAUCCCCGAGUAAGGACUCCUCAAGAGGAGAGACUGAAGAACGCAAAGAUAGCGAUGAUGAGAAAUCAGACAGGAACAGACCUUGGUGGAGAAAACGUUUUGUUUCUGCCAUGCCGAAAGCUCCUAUACCAUUUAGAAAGAAAGAAAAACAAGAAAAAGACAAAGAUGAUCUGGGGCCUGACAGAUUCUCAACACUCACAGAUGAUCCCAGCCCUAGACUCAGUGCGCAAGCUCAGGUCGCUGAGGAUAUUCUGGACAAAUACAGAAAUGCCAUUAAACGAACCAGCCCCAGUGACGGAGCGAUGGCAAACUAUGAAAGUGCAGAGGUUCUGGGUGAUGGUGAAAGUGCACAUGAUUCUCCUCGUGACGAAACGCUGCAGAACAUCUCGGCUGACGACCUCCCAGACUCCGCGAGCCAAGCGGCCCACCCUCAGGACUCCGCUUUCUCUUACAGAGACGCGAAAAAGAAACUGAGGCUUGCCCUUUGCUCUGCGGAUUCUGUCGCUUUCCCAGUGCUAACCCAUUCAACCAGGAACGGUUUACCUGAUCAUACCGAUCCAGAAGAUAAUGAAAUUGUAUGCUUCUUAAAAGUUCAAAUAGCUGAAGCAAUUAAUUUACAAGACAAGAAUUUAAUGGCUCAACUUCAAGAGACAAUGCGUUGUGUGUGCCGCUUUGAUAAUAGGACUUGUAGGAAACUGCUGGCUUCAAUUGCCGAGGACUACAGGAAAAGGGCCCCCUAUAUUGCUUAUCUCACUCGCUGUCGACAAGGACUACAGACCACACAGGCUCACCUGGAAAGGCUACUGCAAAGGGUUUUGCGGGACAAAGAGGUGGCCAAUCGGUACUUUACCACUGUCUGUGUGAGGCUGCUGCUGGAGAGCAAAGAGAAGAAGAUCAGGGAGUUCAUUCAAGACUUUCAGAAACUCACAGCAGCUGAUGAUAAAACUGCUCAGGUAGAAGAUUUUCUGCAGUUCCUUUAUGGUGCGAUGGCCCAGGAUGUCAUAUGGCAAAAUGCGAGUGAGGAGCAGCUUCAGGAUGCUCAGCUGGCCAUUGAACGAAGUGUGAUGAAUCGGAUUUUCAAGCUUGCCUUCUACCCUAACCAGGAUGGGGACAUACUUCGUGACCAGGUUCUUCAUGAACAUAUUCAGAGACUGUCGAAAGUAGUGACUGCCAAUCACAGAGCUCUUCAGAUUCCAGAGGUUUAUCUUCGGGAGGCGCCGUGGCCAUCUGCACAGUCAGAAAUCAGGACAAUAAGUGCUUAUAAGACACCCCGGGACAAAGUGCAGUGCAUCCUGAGAAUGUGCUCCACGAUCAUGAACCUCCUGAGCCUGGCCAACGAGGACUCCGUCCCUGGCGCAGAUGACUUUGUCCCAGUUUUGGUGUUUGUGUUGAUCAAGGCUAAUCCACCCUGCUUGCUGUCCACUGUUCAGUACAUCAGUAGCUUUUACGCCAGCUGUCUGUCUGGAGAGGAGUCCUAUUGGUGGAUGCAGUUCACAGCAGCAGUGGAGUUCAUCAAAACUAUCGACGACCGCAAGUGACCAUGACCAGGGCCCAGCAAGGCAGCAGACUGUGAGGCGGCCAGCAGAGCUCUUAAACAAUGUGCCAGCUGCUUUGAAGGCUGAAGAUGGUUUUUGUAUAAUAUUGUACAGCAGUCAGACAUUUUAAAACAGAUCUUUACUAAACAGAUUAAUGAGCUAACAAGCAGGUUCUCUUUUCUUUGGGCUCUUUUCCUUUCUGAGUUGCAUAUUUGUUAUUUUCUUGUCCCCAAGUAGAGAAUAGUACUGCACAAAGGGACCACAUUUUUAAGGUAUUUUGAAAUAUUAAAAAACAAAAGAAAAUCUAGAAAAUUCCUAGAUCUCCAUUCUUGGAUACCCAUCCUUUCCUUUUAUUUUAAAAGAAGAACAGUACACCUCUUUUAAGAUGCUGUCUAAUCUUAUAUGCAUCUAAUGGAAGGAAAAUAGCAGUUGCACUGAGGAUUAUAAUAGUGGUGACGUUAGUGGCAUUAUCUAUAAAUACACUCAUCUAAAUUGAAAAGCUAAGAAGGAAAUGUAAAUAUAAUAUAUAUUUAUAUUUGAUGUAAUAUGGACAUCUUCAGAUUCUAAUAAACAAGGAAUAUUGCUGAUAGUAGGUUGUGACGUACCCUCUUGUAAAAUGGUUUCCUUGACAAAAUUUAAGCUGAGCUUAAAAGCAAAAAACAAGCAAAUACACAGAAAUAUUUAUUAAAGUGUCAUACAGUUUAUCGAACUGUGUAGGUGCGGAGUUUGGUGCACAGGGCUGCCUUCGAUGAGGGGUCUGAAGACGCGCAGUCACUGAGGCAUCUCACCGUGGAUGGCUCCGGACCUGCCGCGGGAGACAGACCUGAUCGCCAUCCAGUAGAUCUCUGAUACGUUCUUAUGGUACUUCCCAUUUGAAAUACUAAAUAUAGUGUAGAAACCCCAAACAGAACUCCUUACAAACCUUUAAUUGUAAUAUAUUUUUGAUGAUUAUUCACAUUGAAUGCACAGACCAGGAAUUCAGUGAAUGUCAUUUUUUUUAAAACUAAUUUGUAUUGUCUGCUCUAGUGAUACGAGUUUUACUAGUGAUAAACUAUUUUAAUCAACCAUUCUCUUAUGGAAAAAAAUCUAUUUUGGCAGGUUUCUGUGCCUUUAUUUCCCUCUUCUGAACAAAAAUCUGUCUUUCAGUAUUUUGGUUUGAUUGUAUAUUGAUAAUUAAUCAGGACUGGGUUUUGGUGUGUGAGAAAUUGGCCAAGGAGGCACACCAAAGCGUCAAGCACAAGUCUUGUACAUAGGUCGUCACUGACUGGUUUCACUUUGUAUGUUUCUUAAAAAUGUUUAACUUCUUUUAUAACAAACUUGGUCCCAUACUUUGAGUCCCUUCUUGCUGACAGCACUUCCAGGCAUUUUUAAGGGAACUGUGACAAACAGCCUUGAGCAGAUGAGUACAGAGGCAGUCUUCUCCCUCUCUCCAAGAUGUCUGUGUUUCCUUGUGCCUAAAGAAGCUCGAUUUUCUUUAUGCCUCCGCCUCUUCUCAUUCAUUGAUUUUAAAAUACCGAAAUAAGUUGCAUAGGAGUGUGGGAUGUGGUUUCUGCCUUUUAAGGAGAGAUUUAAAUUAAACUAGUGCUACAAAAUGUCCUUUUGAACAUCAGAUCAAGAAAUCUGUGUUCAGAGCCAUGUGCUUCAUGGGCUGUAACUGUCAAACUCGCCUAGGUGUUAGAAGUCAAAUCCCGUUAUGAAUACUUUACGAGACAAACUGUCUAACACGGUUCUAAGACCUAGAGGGAGUCCAUUUACUUCAGCAUCUGAUUCAAUAAAUGUUAAGUCAAUAGAAGACUUGGAAUGGUUGAGAUCCCUUGUUAAGGGAUUUAACUUACAAGUCAGUGAGACUUUUUUUCUCCACAGUGGUUGCUAAAUCUUCCAUGUUAUCACUAUGGAAAUAAAUACGAAGAUGCAGGCACUGCAGAGGGCUCUUUUCUGUGGAGGGGAAGGUGGUGAGUUUGGGGUGUAGGGCUACGCUGGAGGCAGGAGAGAGCGUUCUUCAGUGCUUGAGCCAGUGGUGAGGGUGGAAGCCCAGGGAUUGGCAUCAGAGUGAAACCUCUGAGACGGAGGCGAGUGCUCGCGUCUUGACUCGGGUGCUGCCGGGGAAGCACAGCCCAGCUAUUGCCCUCUGGAAACCCUGUCAGGAGCAGGGACUUCUGCAGUAGCCAUUGCUGGCUUGACUCCAUAACAGGAUUUAUUAUAGUGCUGAGUUCUGAGUUUAGGAAUUGGUAACCGUCUGCCUGGAAGCUCUGGGGUGGGAGAUAGGGAGUAAUUUGAUUUUGCUCUUUCAGGAAAGAGGAACAGUUGUUCUUUGGAUAUUUCUUACUACGCUUCCUUCCAGUACUUAUUUUACAUGAAGGAUCAGCAUUAAAGUACAAAAUCACCCGUAGGAAGCAUUCGGCAGCCACCGAUUAUUACAUGGACUUUACAAAGAUAAUGUUAAGUGGGGAGAUAGUGGCUUAGUUCACUGAAAUCUUGUAGUAUUAACUUCUGUAAUGAAAAAUCCGUUUGUAUUUGGUAUGAAUAGUCUGAUUCGGAGACAGUUAAGUAAUAGAAAUACAGAUUGAAGAUCAUCUUGUAAAAUUAUUAAAAGGCUGGUAAAUGUUUAGUUUUUUUCCUCCACUUUAGGUCAAAUCUCAGCCACAGUUACUGCUUUCUUCUACUUUUUCUUUUUAAAAACCUGCUUAUGAAAUCCUUUUUUCUACAGAUAUGUGUUAAAUCGCUACAGUAAGAGAAUUAGGCUUCGUGAGGGAUGGAGAUGGAUGUGAUGCACGUUUUUUCUUUGCCCGUCGUGUCCUGGAAGCCUGUUUAAUGUAGGCUGUCACUGUGUGUGUUCCUGAGGUGCAUAAGCAGGAGAGCCGGCCCACGCAGGAAGGGGCUGUGUUCCUGCCAUGAGACUGCAGCUGACCGUGCCAAUCCGGCCCCGCUUCCUGUUGCCUGCCAUGGGAAUUCAUUCCAGUUUGGGCCAAGUAAAUGUCAACUAGAUGUUUUAAAUGGACGAGGUUUUAAAAAUUCCUUUCUCUGAUGCGAUUGGGUAUAAAAAAGGAAAAUAGGAGCACACUUGCUCAAAAUUAUUAGUGGAUUGCAUAAAAUGAUAGACAAGCAGUGGAGUUGGCUUCCUCCAUUGUGUGCCCUACGCCUUCUCUCCCUGCCUCCCCGUUUCUGCUUUAUUUCUUUAGGGAAAAGUCUAUAUUGGCCCUCUUUUUUUUUUUUUUUUUUUUAAGUCUAAUGAGUUUAUUCUAUAUGUAAUUGCCGUAAUCUGGGGGGCAAAAAUCAGAAACAAUCUUCUUGAAGCUCAAAGAAUUUUUAGUAAGUAGAUUAACAGUGAUGAGAUAUUUGAGAUAUUUCGAAUGCCAAAAUGCUUGAGAACUUUGCCAGAUUAAUAAUUACUUAAUGUAUUUUAGAAUGUAGGUUACCCAAGAAGUAGGAGGACCAGGAAUAGCUUUAUUAGUCUUGAGAACACUUGGAGAAAGGAAGAUUCAGUUUGUUUCAGUGUCCAAGUUGGUGUGUCGAGCCAUGGAGUCACCAUGGAGCGCUGUGUCCCACAUGCCUGUGCUCAGCAAAGGUUAAAUUCACGAGAGACCAAGUCCUCUCCGCUUGAUGAGUGGCAGACAGUGUGGGCAGGGGCCACACGCCUUAAGAAUUCACCUCUGCUGAGUUGAUAUUGUCUUGUCAACCGUAUUCUUCUUGUGCUUCACCUGUAUUAAAAAGCUUUGUACUGCCUCUCCUCUUGAAACUGGUAAAACCUUAUAUAAGCCUCAGUUAACGAGCUUGCACAAUCUUGUAUAUGUACAGGAAACCCAUCCUGUCUCCUAAUGUGAUUACUAAUGUAUGAUGCCAUUCUGUAAACCUGAUUAAAAAGGGAGAGCAGUUGAAUUCA
Equus caballus (horse) is the source of this 8417-nucleotide messenger RNA. The record is from RefSeq and is a predicted model, not a curated record. Lineage: Eukaryota; Metazoa; Chordata; Mammalia; Perissodactyla; Equidae.